Molecule: messenger RNA, 2124 nt
Organism: Sebastes umbrosus (honeycomb rockfish)
Lineage: Eukaryota; Metazoa; Chordata; Actinopteri; Perciformes; Sebastidae
Gene: irg1l
Product: immunoresponsive gene 1, like
Exons: 6
Coding region: 171-1658 (495 amino acids)
Molecular function (GO): lyase activity
Source: RefSeq, a predicted model, not a curated record
CCUUCCCUGUUCCUUCCAGCUCAGUAUCAGUAGCCAUUGUGAGUCCUGGACUAUAUAAGGCAGGCACCCUGUCAAUCUGAAAAGCAUCAGCAUCCUUGCAACAACCUGUUGGCUGCAAACUUACUGCAUCUAAGAGAAAGAAAAAAGAAGAACAACAACUGACUGAAGCCAUGAUCUCCACAUUAAAGAAAACCAUUAGACCAGUGUGGGCUGCCAGAGGACUGCAUACGUCUGUGGUGGAAGUCUCGAAGCUCCCAGCCCCUGAAGACACAGUCACAGCCAGCUAUGGGAAGUUCAUCAAUGAAGUAAAGCCCCGGCACUUGUCCUCCGUGGUGCUCCACCGCAGCAAAAGGAUGGUGCUGGACAGCAUUGGAGUCGGUCUGAUUGGCAGCACAACAGACGUGUUUGAGCUGGCCCUGCAGCACUGCCAGCUCAUGUAUGCUCCCGAUGACAUCAGCUCUGUGUACGGACGCAGGGGCACCAGGCUGUCCCCGACACUGGCAGCUUUCGUCAAUGGAGUGGCUACUCACUCCAUGGACUUUGAUGAUACGUGGCACCCUGCCACUCAUCCCUCCGGAGCGGUCCUUCCUGCUGUGUUAGCACUCACUGACAUGAUGCCUGCUAACAGCAAACCUAGUGGCCUGGAUUUCCUGCUGGCGUUCAACGUCGGCAUUGAGAUCCAGGGCAGAUUGAUGAGGUUCUCUAAUGAGGCCUGCAACAUCCCCAAGAGGUUUCACCCUCCCAGUGUGGUGGGGACCAUGGGAAGUGCAGCCGCCUGUGCUCGCCUGUUGUCUUUGGACCCCUCCCGGUGCAGUCAUGCCUUGGCUAUAGCUUCUUCUCUAUCUGGAGCCCCAAUGGCUAAUGCUGCCACUCAGUCUAAGCCCCUCCACAUCGGUAAUGCGUCACGUUUGGGGCUGGAGGCUGCUCUGCUGGCCUCCAGAGGCCUAGAGGCAAGUCCCCUGGUCCUGGAUGCUGUCGCCGGUGUGGCUGGCUUCAAUGCUUUUUAUGAAGACUACGUGCCGCAGCCUUUAGAAUCACCCGAUGACGACGGCCAUAUGUUCCUGCUAGAGGAGCAGGACAUGGGCUUCAAGCGCUUCCCCGCCCAUCUGGGGAUGCACUGGGUGGCAGAUGCUGCAGCCUCAGUCCAUAAGCUUCUUGUGGGGUUUGGCCCUGGCACCGUCUCCCCAUCUCAAGUCCAAGACAUCCUUCUCAGAGUCCCCAAAUCAAAGUACAUCGACAGGCCUUUCGCUGACUCUGAGCACGAGGCACGCCACUCCUUCCAAUUCAAUGCUUGCAGCGCUCUCUUGGAUGGGGAGGUGACUGUGCAGUCCUUCACACCCGCUGCCUUGAGGCGCCCAGACCUGCUCGCUCUGCUGAGCCGUGUUCACGUAGAGCAUCCCCAAGACAACCCAGCUAAUUUCAACAGCAUGUAUGGCGAAGUGCAGGUGACACUCGUCGGGGGUGACAUUCUGAAGGGACGCUGUGACACCUUCUAUGGUCACUGGCGCAACCCGCUGACCAAUGAGAGCCUGAGGAAGAAGUUCAGGAACAACGCAGGGGUGGUGCUUCCCUUUGAGAAGGUAGAGAGGCUGAUUGAUGUGGUGGAGGAGCUGGACAGACUUGGGGACUGCACGGCCCUUCUCUCGCAGCUGCAAUGAACACUCACAGACACAAUGAUAGCAGAACAGAAAUGAUUGUACAUAAAUGCAUUAAAAGACAUUUUUACUAAAUAUUUACAAUAAAAUGUAUUUAAAAUGACACAUUUGUACAAAUCAAUGCUUAAGAAUAUUACUUGUUUAUAUACCUAUUACACUUAAGUUGUAAAAUGUGAUCUAGUUACAUUGCAAAAGGAAAAUGAAGGAAGAUUUAUGUAUGUAUUUAUUAGGUUUAUUAUGUAUUUAUACUAUCAGAUAUCAACAUUACACAUGUAUGAAGUGUUGCAUAUUUCUGUACUUUAAACUGUUUUGUGCCCAAAAAAAAUGGAUUGUUAAAUGUUAAUUUAGAAUAAUAUGCAAAAGCUUGGAAACAUGUCAAUACAACAGAAUUUCUUCUUUGACAUUCCAACAUUUCAUUACACAAAUGUUGCAUUUCUGUUUGUGUGUUUAAUAAAAUUACAAAAAAAAA